AUGGUAAGCGUCGCUAGGUCGUACUACAGGUUCUGGCGCGUUAGGGCAGGUGGCUCUGACGAGGAAAAAAGUGUAAAGAAUAGGGGUGAUGAAAGAGAUUCCAGUGGGACUCCUGUUGUUAAUGAUCCUAAGGAUGAGCGCGCAUUGCCCACACGUGAAGGGAACUUUUCUUUUACUUUAGCUAUAGUGCGAAGAGAAAAAAAGGAAAAAACUUUAAAAAAUCAACUUCAAAGUGUGUAUGGUUCAUCAACCCCCCUUAAGCCCUUUCAAGAAGUGCCUUCUUUAAUCAACCUUCAAAUAACAGCUACUUCAUAUGAUUGUUACGAAAAUCUGUUACAAAAAUAUCAUGACUUUCAUAUUAUUUAUAACCAUCUGCAAAAAUAUAACUAUUGUCGUCUUGAAUUUGAAGUCAACGCUGUAGCCCUUGAAAGUUGCUCGAGACUUAAAAAUCAAAAGUUUGAUGCAGUAGUUUUUAACCAUCCUCAUCUUGGAAUUGAGGACAGUCAACUUAACGGCGCUUUAAUAUCGCACUUUUUUUACGCAAUAAAAACUUUUCUUAAACCAGAAGGUCAAAUUCAAAUAGCUUUACUGAACUCUCAAAGCGAACGCUGGGAUUUAAUUAACCCUGCUGAAUCACAGGGGUUUCUGCUACUUGACAAAAGUCCCUUUAAUAAACAUCUUUGCCAUUAUGGAUAUCAAGCCAAACGCAGUAAUUACGGCCAGUCUUUUCAAAAUGUUCAUACGCAGAGGCACAUGAACUGUGAACAGGAAAGUAUUGUUUACGUCUUUAUUCCUAGAAGCUUCCCCCAAAGUGAAAUUCUCUUCUCAUUUUUACUUUCAUUUAGGUCGUCUAAGAGCAGUAGCAGUAGUGGAAACACAGAACUUGAAGAACUUGAGUGUAGCCAAUGCGGAAAACGCUUUAAAAACGCACGUGGCCAAACCACACACUUCCAUCAAGUUCAUAAACUGGAGUUAUACGAGCGCGAUCGGCUUGAUUCAAAAGUGUGCCGCUACUGUGAGCCGCAUAGACGCUUUAAUAGUCAGUCCGCAUACAAUAACCACCAAAUAGCUAAACAUUUAGCUUAUAAUGACGAAGUUGAGGGACAGGCUAUUAGUUACCCCUCGCAUAGUCAGGGUUAUAAAAAAUGUGAUAUAUGUUUGCUUGAUAUCACUAGUCAAGACGAAGAGGUGCUCCAUGUUAGACUCUUAGAACCACGCAUCCAAUGGCAUAACUGCUCCUCUUGCGGAAAAAUAUUUUCAAACCAACGCCCCUGUCGCCAGCAUUAG
Messenger RNA from Zophobas morio, 1287 nucleotides. RefSeq lists its product as uncharacterized. The transcript is spliced from 5 exons. Gene Ontology annotation, molecular function: rRNA (uridine-N3-)-methyltransferase activity. Bases 1 to 1287 code for a protein of 428 amino acids. Gene Ontology annotation, biological process: rRNA base methylation. NCBI's taxonomy places the organism in Eukaryota, Metazoa, Arthropoda, Insecta, Coleoptera, Tenebrionidae. The record is from RefSeq and is a predicted model, not a curated record.